Molecule: messenger RNA, 2177 nt
Organism: Phasianus colchicus (ring-necked pheasant)
Lineage: Eukaryota; Metazoa; Chordata; Aves; Galliformes; Phasianidae
Gene: FOSL2
Product: FOS like 2, AP-1 transcription factor subunit
Biological process (GO): regulation of transcription by RNA polymerase II
Cellular component (GO): nucleus
Molecular function (GO): RNA polymerase II cis-regulatory region sequence-specific DNA binding; DNA-binding transcription factor activity, RNA polymerase II-specific
Source: RefSeq, a predicted model, not a curated record
GGCAGCGCCGCGGGUUUGACGUGUGCGGGUGCACAUGGUGCGGCGGCGGCGGCGGCGCGGGGCCGGAUAAACGGCGCGUGGGGCCGGGCGCUGCCAGUGCCCUGAGUCACGGCGGGCACCGCGCUGGAGCGGCAUCCGCGGCUCUGAGUCACCGCGCGCGGGAGCGGCGCUUUUAGCGAGGGGCGUUCGGGGGCGGGAGCCGCUCCGCCCGCAGCCCCAGGGCCGGGGCCGCGCUGCCGGCGGGGCGAGUUCGGGCGGCGCGGAGAGAGAGGACGCAGCGCACGGGGCUGCGCCCGCCUGAGACCCGCUCGGCGUCCGGCAGCGCUCCGCCGCCCGCUCCCCACGUAGUUUUGUUGUAUUUUUUUUUUUUUGGUCGGCUUUCCGUUUUUUCUUUUUUUUGCCUUUUUCUUUUUUUUUUCCCCCCCGUCUUAUUCUCCCGCUGCGGACUCUCCUCCGGCUGCGGGAAGCGCGAGGCAGAGCCCGAGAGGUCGGCACGGAGCAGGGGGCGGGGAGACGGCGAGGGAGCGGCGGCCGCGGCGCGGGAAGGCGGGGGCGCGGCUCCCCCGGGCCGGCCUCGGACCAUGUACCAGGACUAUCCCGGGAGCUUCGACACCUCCUCCAGAGGCAGCAGCGGCUCCCCGGGACACCCCGAGCCCUACUCCGCCGGCGCAGCUCAGCAGAAAUUUCGAGUAGAUAUGCCAGGAUCAGGCAGUGCUUUUAUCCCCACGAUCAACGCCAUCACAACCAGCCAAGACCUGCAGUGGAUGGUGCAGCCCACCGUCAUCACCUCCAUGUCCAGCCCGUACUCUCGCUCACACCCGUACAGCCACCCGCUGCCACCGCUGUCCUCGGUGGCUGGACACACGGCCCUUCAGCGACCGGGUGUGAUCAAAACCAUCGGCACCACAGUGGGACGGAGACGAAGGGAUGAGCAGCUGUCGCCCGAGGAAGAAGAGAAGCGAAGGAUCCGGAGAGAGAGGAACAAGCUGGCAGCUGCUAAAUGUCGUAACAGGCGCCGAGAGCUAACAGAGAAACUCCAGGCGGAAACUGAGGUGCUGGAGGAGGAAAAGUCAGUGCUUCAAAAAGAGAUUGCUGAGCUCCAGAAGGAGAAGGAGAAACUAGAGUUCAUGCUGGUUGCUCACAGCCCUGUGUGUAAAAUCAGCCCUGAGGAACGUCGGAGCCCACCAACCAGCAGCCUCCAGAGCGUUCGGACUGGAGCGAGCGGAGCAGUAGUGGUGAAGCAGGAGCCUGUGGAGGAAGAGAUCCCAUCUUCCUCUUUGGUCCUUGACAAAGCUCAGAGGUCUGUCAUUAAGCCCAUCAGCAUUGCUGGAGGUUAUUAUGGGGAGGAGGCACUCAACACUCCCAUCGUGGUGACCUCAACACCAGCCAUCACUCCUGGUUCCUCCAACUUGGUGUUCACCUACCCCAAUGUCUUGGAUCAGGAGUCUCCUCUCUCCCCAUCUGAGUCCUGCUCCAAAGCUCACCGGAGGAGCAGCAGCAGUGGUGACCAGUCCUCGGAUUCCUUGAACUCUCCCACCUUGCUGGCAUUGUAAUCCCCUGAGGCCCCCCAUUGCCAGUGUGUUACAUCCCCCGCCCAGCUCCAUGGGGAGACCCCUCCAUGGGAUUAGAGACAGGCACAGGAUCGUUCAAGCACAAGGGCAGCAAGAACAAGAAUGGGGAAGUGCUGCAGCUCCAGGAAAGAGAGCGAGGACCAACGCCAGCUCCCUGGAGGCAGGAAAUGGCAAGGGUGGGACUGAUGCACCAGGACUGAUUGGAGAGGGCAAUGUCUCCUCUGUAGGGUCUGCCAAUGGAAAUCUCGUCUCGGCACCAUAGUGGACUUGGGGAGCACUCCUGGCCAGGACUGAAGGCGAGCUGCAGACAGUUGCUAGCCAUCCCUUUCCUUUGUGAAUUGAUCUGAUCGGUUAUGCUCUGUGCUUAGAUCUUUCUGGUUAAUUACCUUACAACUUCUUCUUUCCCCCUAUCUCUCUCUGCCUAUCAUUUCCAAUGUUGUCGAUCCUAUGACAUUUCAUCCAGUUGAUCUGUACUCUAAAGGCUUGUUAGGAUCUUUCUUGGGACAGGCUGUGGGAAACAUGCACGGUUGCCUAGCUGGGAAGGGGAUGUCUGGUGGGGGGGGUGGGGAGGAUCAAGAGGAGCCCAAGGGCUCAGUGGCAAAGGCA